AUGUUCGAAAAAGUUCAGCGAGACGUAAGAUGUAUCUUCAGAUUACUUCUACAAAGAGGAAGUAUAAAUACUGGCAGUGUUAGAGGUGGAAUUGCAUGCCAGCUGGCCUCCGACCUUCAAUGUGAAGAGCUACCUGAAUGGAUAGAAAACGACCUUUUGACAGUUGAUCUGCUGCCAAGAUCACGCUUCUGCCCCAAGAAGCUACAACUGCUCACAGGUACAAACUCUCAAGCAACGCAAACCCCACCAACGACAACUUGCACGCUACUAGAUUCAAUAGGCUGCAGCCCAAGAGUCUCAUAUCUUACUCUGAAGUAUCAUAAUAUAGAGUAUGAACAGCGUGAUCCAAGCUGUUCACCAGCUCUUGAAGGACAACUUGAUCCACAGCCAAGACUUUUCCGAUCCCGUACUAGCUCAGUUUAUCCUUCUAUGCCUCGUGAUGAGGAACUACCAGUCUUCCAAGAUUUCCGACAUGACCCUUACACUGAUCUCCCUCCUCGCAACGAACCAAACGAGAAAUUUGAACCAGCAGCAGUUAUCGAUAAGGCUACGGAUAACCUAGAAGACCUGAUCGCAAAUAUACGAUUAUCAAUUAUUAAUCACGCACUUGCAUCCCAGCUAGCUAUGAAUAUAUUCCUAGCACCGUCUUUGAAGCAGUACAAUCUUGAAAGUCAUCACCAAGACUCCUACUUUCGUGGAAAGGACUAG
Messenger RNA from Blumeria graminis f. sp. triticale, 708 nucleotides. Lineage: Eukaryota; Fungi; Ascomycota; Leotiomycetes; Helotiales; Erysiphaceae. The record is from the annotation of a GenBank genome assembly.